CUACAGCUCGAUUGACGGGGAUUUUUGGAGUAACGGACCUUGCAGCGUGGAUUACUGUUUGAUUUGACUCAGCGGUCUGAUAUAAAUACCUCUGGCUUGCACCUGACACCCACAAUUGUGUGUCAAAUCACCAUCAACCAUCUUAUUUCGUCAUUUUCUCUACACCCCGCCAUCCCCCACUCUAUUAUGAGCAGCAAAAAGUACAAGUCCCAGGCCUCAAGCAGCCGCGCUGCCGCCAGCACAUUCGGCGCAUUCGGGGGUUUCUCCAGCGCAUUUUCCAGUCAGGGAAGGGAACCUUCAUCUCUCACAUACGUAACAGAGCCUCCGGAUCUCUCCCGGAUAUCGGAGGCGCAGUUGACGAUCGCAUUCAAGAAUUUCCUUAAGAAGGAUGAGGUUACACGCAUCAAAGCUUUAGAUGACCUGCGCGACCACGUUCUGGCCAUCGAGAGCCGCAGCGGGACCUUAGAUGAUGGAUUUCUGGAAGCUUGGGUCAAAAUCUACCCACGCGCCUCAAUAGAUCUUUCUCGGAGAGUGAGGCAGACAGCGCACUCGACUCAAGGUACCAUUGCGUUUCUCGUCGGGAAGCGCAUUGCCCGCUUCUUGCCCAAGGUGAUUGGCGCAUGGCUAGCGGGACUAUACGACAAUGAUCGGCCAGUUCAUCGCGCUGCUCUGGAAGCUUUUACGCGAGUUUUCUCAACCGAUGAGAAGAGAAACGGUGUUUGGAAGAUCUAUCAGUCUUCCAUUCUGGACUUUGUGGAUGAUGUCAUCCUUCAGCAGACUCCUCAAACGUUAAGUGAUGAGAGAACAGUCAAGGCAGACGACGCCACAGCCAAAUAUGCACGAGUGGCCGGAACCGCUCUCUUACUCUUCAACAGGAUACUCGGAAACUCCGCACAAGAAGAUCUGGACAAGGCAACGCCCACCAUAGAAACACUUCUGGGAAGUAAGUCUCUAUGGGCUUUGUCGUAUCAUGAUGAUCCUUUUGUCCGUCGGUCACUCUAUGUUCUCGCGCGCACCGCUGUCUCCAAGCAACCCGAGGAACUGGAUUGGAAACUGAUCAGUGCCGCUCUCAUUGGCAAGUCUUUGCACUGCAGCCAACUGGGUUCUGCAACAGAGCUCUCUGAGACCAUAUUACACGUAACCUCUGCAAGGCCUCAGUUGUGGACGGACGACUACUCGGGAAAGUCCUCGUCUUCGAAAAGACUUCUUCAGUAUCUUCAGAAAGGUUCCCAGGGGGGUGCAAGCUCGUUCUGGACGAAUGUUUAUCAAUUGCUACAGAUUAUGCCACUAAAGACUAUUGCACAAGUUGGUUCAGAGACACCCGAAGAGAAUAACGUCGGAGUGGCAAGUGCGCUUGCAUUGACAGAGUCGUUCCACAAUGGACUGAUUUCCAGAGAUGAGCCCCGGCAAAACCGAGCUGUUGGCUGGAAAGCUUACAUUGACACUGUAAUGUGGCUUGUAAGCCGGCUCGGUGAGGAUGACGGGCUGAACUUGUUGCGCCGAAGGCUUCAACCUUUGAUUCUUAAACACGUGAAGCCUGAUCCAGACCAGAAUCAAUGGGCUUUACCUCCUCAGUCAUCAGAGUCCAUUUGCACAGAUUCCCUUCUUGCACUCGUCACGUCGGGUCAUAAGCAUACCCUGGAGGAGACGUGGAAGGAGCUGUCGGAUAGCUUGCUCGAGGCUGUGAGACUGUCUUCGCCGGAACAAUCGAGAGAUUUCAAGUCUUCCCAGGACGCGGUCUGCGCACAAGCCGAACGUCUGCUCGGCUUGGAAGCCUCCUUACUUUCUCGAGUGAAAGAGACAGAACAUGAGGCUGCAGUCCUGGAUGCGUUCACUCAAACUAACCUACCUUUGCUGGAUAACUGCCUGGAGGUCCUGCGCUCGAGGAAUGGCAAACCGUACGGAGCUGCUGCCGUCGUCGAACAAGCCGUGCUCAAUGUUGCAUCAAUCGCUAAAGCCUCUCAGUCACUAUUGAGCUUUGUUCAGGAUGACGCACCGGAACUCUUAUCGUCGCCUUCUGCUGAUAGGCUGGUCUCGAUCAUUUUGUCGUGUCGAUCGUGGGAGGGAUUCGGUCCGAGCUUCGAGAAGGUCUUAGAUAGAGUCACUCAGUUUGAUCCAGUAUCUUCGAAUGCGCCCACUGUCCAGAAGCUACUUUCUACUUUGGACUUCAAGGAAUUGGACGACAAGAGUGGACUUAUCUCUCUGAUCACGCGGGCCCUCGAUCGAGCCUGCAAUGGGAGUGAUUUGCAUUGGUCAAUUCUGAUAGCAGUGCUUCAUAACGAAACCUCACAUGGAUCACUAACAGACACGAUUUUCCUCGCUAUCAUAGAUGCCUUGUCCGAUGAGACCAAGGUUCUACACACCUUGCAUGGUCUCUCUCAAAUCGCUCGGGCUGUGCCCUCGGCAUUCAAAACUUUCCAAAAUGGGCUUCACGGCUCUAAACUCACUGGGAAAUUACUCUUCCUUGCCGAGUCUUCAUCUGAAGAUGUUGCAAGUAUGGCUAAAUCCUUGACCAAAACCUUGAAGGAGUCAAUUGUUAGUGAGACGAGUGCGAACAAAUCGAGCUUUGAGAUUUUGCAGCACAGUUUUGACAAUGUCAACGAACAGUCGCUAUCGGUCGAAUCACUGGUGAGCAUCGCCGAAGAAUUGCUGCAUAACGCCAGUGCGGAAGAGAUUGGCAAGAUCGCCAAGGAUAUCCUGCCCUCUCGCGAGUCGUGGGAGAAAGCUUUAGGCCCAUUCCUUGAGCUCCCUCCGAGACCUUCGACAGCCAUCACUAGCCCGCUUAGUGGUACCGUGCACCUCGUCAACCGUACGUUGUCGGAGACACUUCCCCAGCGAUACGAAAGCCUCCCACGAGAUUCGAAUAAUUCAUCAUCAGCAUUCAGAUUGACAUAUUUCACUAUCAGAGUUCUUUCGUCUGUUGAUCUUGCUAAAAAUCUAGCCAAGGCUGAGUUGGAGACAUUAUUCUACAAUAUUCCCUUGGCAUUGCAGCUCAUUGACGACGACUUGAGUAUUGAAAACAGUAACGGCAUCAGCGGUAUCUCGCUUCCCGAGCAAAGGGAGGAGUAUAUGGAUGUUGUCAACGAUGGUUGGAAGGUGAUUAGUGGCUGGGCCCAAUCGCAAGAAAAAGGUGCAGCUGGAGCAGAGACAACCAGCUCAAUGCUCUUUGAGUUCUGGAAAGAGAGACUAGAGAAGCUAGACAGCCUUACACCGGUAGACUAUCAUGUUGGAGUCGCUUUUGUGAAGGUCCUGGCCACCACCGACUCCUCGAAUAACAUGAAAUCGUCGGAAGAGGUGACGCAGCUCUGCAGAAAUAUGCGCAAAGCAAACGCUGUUUGCUCAGCUGCUUGGGUUGCUACGUUGCGCCAUGCUAUCCUUUCUAACCCCUCCGGUACGCGGUUGUGCAACGAAUUUGUUGCAGACUCUACGGGACUGAAGCCCCAGGAUGGUAACAAUGACGGGCUGCGAAAGCUGGUACUGCUCAAUCUCUUGCUUGCUGGAGAUCAAGAUGUCGCGGCAUCUAUCCCGACUCAACGUUUGAUGUUCCUGAUCAAGCAUCUCAUCCAAUGCCUCAAGUCUGAUUCUGUAUCCCUCAGCCUCAAAGCAGAAAUUCUUCAGACCCUGGUCUUUGUACUUCCGCGCAUUCAAGAUAUGUACGGAUCUCACUGGGAAGACUGCCUGGAAAUCCUUGACGCGACUUGGACGGGGACUAGCGGCGGUGACGAGGCCCUUCCUGUGCUCUUGUCAUCCUUCAAACUCUUCUCUAAGAUACAGUCAAUCGUUAGCGACGAAGAGAGCAAUGAUGAUGUGAAGGAUGCAUGGUCGGACCGGAAGUCAAAACUCUUUAAUAGCUUAGCCUCGACGCUGCGCAAAUUUGAAUCCUCAACUACCUAUGAUCAACCCCGGGAUAUUACGGUUGGACUGCUGUGUCGAUUCUUUCAAACCAUCCCGGUCGAGAGCUUGGAGGACGUUAGCAACGUCUUCUCGCUCCUCACGGCGCAAAGUCGAACUAUUCAGCGGGCCGCCUACACUUUGCUUCACCGGUACAUUCCCAGCGUGCAGGAGCAGGUCUCGUUCGACGUGGCUCUAUCGAAGACGACAGUCCGGCUACCCGACGAGCUCGUGUCCUUGCUGCUUGGCGCACCCACUAUGGAUGCAAUCCACAGUUCUUAUGGUGACGAGAGGAUCUGGACUGAGUUACGGUCCUACCUGCUCAGCUGGAAGAUCGUUUUUGAUCAUUUCGUCAACGCGUCUCUCACUGUUCAAGAGAACUAUGUUGCUAGCAUCCGGGAAAAUGAGAGCUUGGAUCCGCUUCUGGAGCUCACAUUUGACUUCCUCCAGCAAUCUCAUGGCAAGAUGAUUGAUGCGUCCAAGUUUGAUGUUCGCUCCUUUGAACCGGAUCAGUCUGAGACCCCGGAGAAGGAGAUUCAGUGGCUCCUCGUUCACUUGUACUUUUUGUGCCUGAAGCACUUGGCCAAUAUGACCAAAGGAUGGUGGAUUGAUACGAAGAAGCGCAUCAAGGGACCAGUAGAAGCCUGGACCGAGAAAUACGUUUCACCGUUGGUUAUUGAAGACGCACUGCAAGGAGUCACCGAGUGGACUCUGACUCAAGAUCCCAAUGAAGAGCGUGCGCUGCAGGUGAAGAUUUCACCAAAGACUGCCGAGAUCAUCGCCAGCAUUCCAGUCGACGAGGAUUCCCCGCCAGUAGCGCUGUCGAUUUCUCUCCCACCUGCCUACCCACUUCAGCCCGCGUUGGUAGUUGGGCGGAGUCGUGUGCUGGUGGAUGAGAGAAAGUGGAAGAACUGGCUGACCACCAUCCAGGGAGUCAUCAUGUUUGCAAAUGGAAACAUGGUGGACGGGUUGCUCGCGUUCCGAAAGAACGUGCAAGGUGCGCUCAAGGGGCAGAGUGAGUGCGCCAUUUGCUAUUCAGUUAUCUCGACGGACAUGCAGACCCCGAACAAGCGGUGCGCGACGUGCAAGAACACGUUCCAUUCGGUAUGUCUGUUCCGGUGGUUCAAGAGCAGUAACCAGAGCACUUGCCCGCUGUGCCGGAACAACUUUGUUUAUGUUUGAGGUGCUGUGGAGGAUGCGGGGGUGGUACUGUACAUAAUGGAAAAGGGGUCUACGGUGACCAGCGUGGUAGACACAUAGAAUAAG
Aspergillus saccharolyticus JOP 1030-1 is the source of this 5157-nucleotide messenger RNA. RefSeq names its product ubiquitin-protein ligase RKR1. The record is from RefSeq and is a predicted model, not a curated record. Gene Ontology annotation, cellular component: cytosol; RQC complex. Gene Ontology annotation, biological process: rescue of stalled cytosolic ribosome; ribosome-associated ubiquitin-dependent protein catabolic process. Lineage: Eukaryota; Fungi; Ascomycota; Eurotiomycetes; Eurotiales; Aspergillaceae. The transcript has 8 exons. The coding region runs from base 187 to 5073 and encodes 1628 amino acids. Gene Ontology annotation, molecular function: ubiquitin protein ligase activity; ribosomal large subunit binding; zinc ion binding.